Messenger RNA from Caenorhabditis angaria, 3572 nucleotides. NCBI's taxonomy places the organism in Eukaryota, Metazoa, Nematoda, Chromadorea, Rhabditida, Rhabditidae. The record is from the annotation of a GenBank genome assembly.
AUGUUUUUGGAUGGAAAGAAUAUUCUUCUAGAAGUUGAGAUAAAAAAUUCAAAUAUUUUCACCGCUGUGAGACCACACUCAACAAUUGUGUGCGCCUAUGAUUACGGUAUGUAAUUUUUUGUUUUCUCUUUUUUUGGGUGUUUUCGUUUCCCACGUUUGUCAGCUAUAUUUGUGAGCUAUUAUAAUAUUGACUAAUUUCAGAGCAAAAAUUGAAGAAGAAAUCACGUUGUCACGCUCAUUCCAUCAUGGUGCGAGAUUCCACCAAACCGAAAACCCUUCAAAACUCGGUAAGUUUGUUUAAAUUCUUCAUCCCGCCACAAAAAGUGAUUUAUUAGUAUUAUAAAUAACACCAAAGCUUUUGCGCCGACAGUUUUUCACAACACAUAAGAAACGAAAACAAAAGAAGUGCAUGUUUUCGGGUUUCGGUCACAUUUUUCUUCUUUUUUGUCUUUUUUUGCGCUACUACCUACUCAAAUCACAUCUGGUUUACUCGUAUUUUAUUUUUCCAAUUUCUUUGUCUUUUUAGCAGCAAACAAAAAGCAAUUGUCGAGGUGGUAAAUUUUGGCGAACACGUGGUGCAAAAAGUAUGCAUUCUACUAAUAAUACAAGAAGAAGUCGGAAAAUGGCAGCAACUGCAGAGCCUCGACGAUUUCUGAUAACUAAUGAGGAUUUUCCGGCAUUGCCUGGAACUCAAAUUCAAGAAGAAAAGCAGGAAGAUUUCGAAGACUAUGUUGAUUGGGAAAUAUUGCAAAACACUCCGGAAUCUUCGCAAAGACCUGAUUCUGUGAUUUCAUUGGUGAGUUUUUGAGAAAAUUUUGGUGAUGAGCUUUGAGCCAAAAAUUAACUUCAUGCUCUUUUAGCAGUUUAAAGGAAUUUCGGCUUUUGUGCAGAAUGGUCUUGAAGCGAUAAUUCCAAGUUCAAAACAAAACGGUAUUCCGCUUCAAGACCAUCUAUUCUGAAUUCCGAUGUUUCUUCAUUUUUUUAUUUCCAUGAAAUUUUGAAAUACACAGACACAUAAAAUGAUUUUUGCUCGUUGAGUUUUUUUUUGUAAAAAAAAACUUUUUGCUCCUGUUCCUUUUUUUGUUGUAAAUCAAUAGAUUCAUUAGAAAUCUAUUAUUUUGUUUCAUUAAAUAAAACAAAAAGAUUUAUUUCAUUUUCAAAGUUUAGUAUUUGAAUAUUCUAUUUAAAAGUGUCUUUUAAGGUUUAAUAUUAUUCCUAAAUAUAGGCGUAGCUCUAAAUUUCCGCAUUUUCAGUUAGUUCUUAGUUCCCCUCAGCCUUAGCCCUGAAUCUUGGCAUCAUUCCAAUAAUCAAAUUGUUGUCGAGCUUCAUUUCUUUAUUUUUGGAACAAUGCCAAAACAUUUUCUCAAGGACAAAUGUCAAUUUUUCCACUUUUUCAAAAAAUUGUUGUUUUUCCUAAAUUUUAUCUAUUUUUCGGUGAUUCAUCAAAAUUCGCUCAUAAAAAUUGGGAUUUUAUAUUUUUUAUGAGAAACAUAUUAUUCAUAGUUUUUCAGAAAAAUCUAAAAGUUUCGAUAUGAUUUAUUAAUUUAUAAAUAUAUUUUCACAAAAUUUAUUUCAGGAAGAUUUUCUGCUAACUUUCGACAGUGGAUUUUCAACAGAAUAUUCGCCAUCUCAAAAAGACGUAGAAGAAAAUUCUGAAAUGUCAACAACUCCAAAAAAAUCUCACAGCUCAAAUCCCAACUCAUUUUUGAGACGUGGCGCUCAAAAAUCUUUUUCUGAAAAUCAGAGAGAAGUUCCAAAAAUCCAAUUGGAAGAUGAUGGAAAAAUGUCGAAUAUUUCAUCGAGAAUGUUGGAUGAUCAAUUUGGAAUUGCAGCAAUGUUGCCGAUUUUGAAAGUGUUUGGAAAUGAUGAAGCGCCGCCUAAAAUUACGGAUGAAAGAGCCAAGAAGCGAGCUUAUCAGAUGGAGAAGUCGGUGGGUUUGAGACGGCUGAAAAUUGAAUAUUGUUUGGCUGAAAACUAUUGAUUUUUUUUUACAGAUUCAAAAAUUGAGUUGUGGCGUUGAUUUGUGCUCUCUUGGAGUUCCAAUUGAAGAUAUUGAGGCGUUAGUUUUUAGUUUGAAAUUUAAAAAUUAAAUUUUCGGCGCUAAUUAUUCAAAACUUCAAUUUUUCAGUCAAUCAUAUCCAUCAUUUUCUGGUCCAUUUGGUUUUCUUCCACUUCGAGCCACCGAAAAAUCAAUUCCAGAAUUGGAACCACCAGAAGUCUACAAAAUGUCGCAAGUUCCGCAUAUUCGCACAUCUUUGAACAAAAAUCUUCCUGAAAUGUUAGAUUUACAUGCUAUCUUUUUUCUUUUUUACAACUUUCCUGGAGAACUUUGGCAAGUUAAUGCGGCAAGAGAAUUGUGAGUUUUUUCUUGAAAUUUGAAUUUUUGAAAAUCUGAAAUUUCAGACAGGCUCGCGGUUGGAGAUAUCAUAUCCCGCAAAAAAUUUGGAUCCGGCGAAAAUUUGAGGAAAAUAGAUGUGAGUUUCUGGGGAGGAAAUUCGAAAAAAUAUUGAUUUGGGAUUUUUUAAAACUUGAAUUUUCAAAUUUUAGCCCGAAUAUCUAGAAAUUUUUUCAGAUCAAGAACCAAUCUUCGGAUUUCAACCGGAGCCCGAAAUUCGAGGAUUUUUCGAGUAUUUUGACAGCGAAACGGAUGAGAUUGUGAGUUUUUUGCCAAGAUUUUUAGGUUUCAAAUUUUUGUGAAAGUUUUUUUUCUCGAACGAUAACUUCUCGGCUUUCAAUAAAAAAUUCAAUUUUCGAGAAAAAAAAACAAUGAAUUUUCCAAUUGAAACCGUACAGAUUUCUGUUCCAGAUCAUUUGAUUUUUCAUGAAAAUUUGAAAACUUUGAGAAAACUUGUUCAAAAUUUUCCAAAGAAAAAUUACUUUUUGAGCUUAUGACCUUAUAAAUUUAUAUUCAAAAUAAUCCAAAAAAUGUACAUUUUUCAGGUUUCCCGUGAAAUGGACCUAAAAUCAGCGGAUAUCGAAAAAGCGAGUUGGGAUGAUGGUAAAGAAGAUGUACAAUACAAAGAAAUGUUGAAAAUAUUGCCGCCUGAAAUGAUUUGGGGACCGCAAGUCGGAAAACAAACAAUGUUCUCGAAAUUGAGAAAAGACUUCAAUGAAAUACCUCAGGUUUUUAUGAGCAAAGAUUUCAAGGAUUCGAUGAAUCAAUUUUUAACUAUGGGAUGUUUUGACAGAGCAAUCAAUUCGAGAAGUCCAGAAUAUCGCGCCGAGGUGAGAAAAUCACAGCUUUUUUUGCCUAAAUUCCAGAUUUUUAGUGUUUUGUGAUAAUUUUGAAUUUAAAUUUGAAUCUGGAAAAUCAUUACUCCAAAAUUUGCUAUAAAAAUUGUUCUAAAUUUUCUGUAAAUCGCUGUUUUCGGAUUUUUGAGCACACUUCUUCAAAGUCUAAUCGAAACUGUCAAUUUUUCCAGAUCUACGCAACUAUUAUGAGCAAUUUUCCGAAUUCAGUUUUUCCACCAAAUCCAAACGCACCCGGUUUGGAUCGUUCUCUUCAUGAGUCACAAAAAUAAUUUUUUUCAGUUUUUCACUUUUUAUUACCCUUCCUUUUUUUUCAAAUUUAA